AUGAAGCCAUUGAAAGCUGUGAGUAACUCUAAUGGAGCUCCUUCUCAAAGAGCGAUAGAGCCAUGGAGCAGCAGCCAUGGAAGCUCGACGGCGAUUAGCAAUGGCGAAGUCGGUGAAAAGGGACUGAUUAACGGCGGAGCAAAAUUAGUCAAGAAUAUUUGGGCCUUUGUUUGA
Arabidopsis thaliana (thale cress) is the source of this 174-nucleotide messenger RNA. RefSeq lists its product as uncharacterized. The coding region runs from base 1 to 174 and encodes 57 amino acids. The record is from RefSeq and is marked reviewed. NCBI's taxonomy places the organism in Eukaryota, Viridiplantae, Streptophyta, Magnoliopsida, Brassicales, Brassicaceae. The transcript has a single exon.